Molecule: messenger RNA, 1698 nt
Organism: Closterium sp. NIES-65
Lineage: Eukaryota; Viridiplantae; Streptophyta; Zygnematophyceae; Desmidiales; Closteriaceae
Source: the annotation of a GenBank genome assembly
AUGGCGGCGGCCGAGUGUGCGCCGCAGUUUCGCGAGUUCCAGUGGCUGCCGGAAACCGCCAAGGCGCUAAUCGCCGCUUCGCUCUCUCCUAAGGAUGCUGUCUCGCUCGCUCUCACCUGCAAGGACCUCCGCUGCAUAGCGCGCCCCUUCACGGCCCGCGAGUUUUCCUGCAAGGCAUGCGGCGCGCGCCUCUUCUCCCCGCGCGCCCUCAUUCCCUGCACCACCCGCCCCUCUCCGCCUCCCUCCGCGCCGCCUCUCUCCCCCGCGGGUUCCUCAUUUCGCAACAGCAGCCGCGCAUCCCCCAACGUCCUCCUGUUUCCGCCCGACGCCUCCACAGCGCCGCCAGCGGGCGCGCCGUCGGUGCCGCUGCUGCUGCUGCUGGACGACGGCGCGGCGGCGUGCGUGCAGGGUGGCGAGGUGGAGGAAGGGGGGGCGAUACGCGCGCUGCACUCCAACGUGCCCUUCAUCGCCGUGCCGCGCCUCUCAAACGUGCCAUGCGCUAGACUACUUUCUUCCCUCUCCUCCCCGCCCCAUUGCGUGUGCGCGCGCGGCAGCGUGGGGACGGGCGUGCGCGCAUCUGAUGGACGCGGCGACGCUGCACUGCGCGCGCUGCCUGCUCUUCCUCGGCAUCCAGGCGCGGCAGCAGCAGCGGGGGGCGCGGGGCAGCAGCUGGGGCUGUAUGCAGCGGAGGCGAAGGCGUUCCUGGUGCGCAAGUACCUGGACCUGCUGCGCCCCGCCUCGUACCCGGGACUAGUGGGCGCAUCCCCAUCACCACCACCACCACUGCCAACGCCAGCACCAGAACCUUCAGCAGCAGCGGCAGUAGCGGCGGGGUUGGCGGAGGUUGCAGCGGCAGGGGGUGGAGGGCAGGGGCGUGUGCAGGUGUAUGCGGAUGGGCUGUCGGGCGAGGGGGAUGGCAGGCACGCUGUACUGUGCUCGGGGCGACGGGGGCAUGUGGGUGGGGGCAGUGGCGCGCAGGGCAAGGCGCCGUGCCUGAACGUGCUCUUCCACUCGCACCAGGUGCUGAGUGCGAGGCACUGCUGGGAUGCGGGCAGUGGCACGGAGGUGGCGGUGUACUGCAAUGCACUGCACCCGGGCGCCUUCCUGCUUGCCCCACCGCGCACCGAGGAGCUCGCGCAGGGCGCCAUGCAGGUCGCUGACGUGGCGUGCGCCAGGUGUCACGCGCCGAUUGGGUGGAAGUUCUGCUCGCUUGCGGGACAUGGCGCGGAUCUGAGGAACUUGAACCAGCGCCAGUACUCUUGCUGCUUGCAGGUGGGCAGGUUCGGCAUUGUGCUGUCUUCCAUCCACCGAGGCAAGGAGUUCCUCCCAGCCUGGAGGGCUGCUUCGGUGUGGGAGGACUCUGAGGAGUAUGAGGAGGAAGAGGAGGAAGAAGAGGAUGAUGAGGAAGAUGAGGACGAGGAGGAAGAGGGGGAGGGGGAAAAUCCGUCUCUGGUAGAGGAUGGGGGAAGAGAUGGAGUGAUGGGGGAUGGAGAGGAGGGAGGUAGCAGUGGCAGUAGCAGCAGUGGAACCAGUGGUGCCAGCAGUGGCAGUAGCAGCAACAGCAGCGGCGGCAGUCAUAGCAGUGGCAGUGGCAGUGAUGGAGCGGGCAUGGGGAGGCAGAGGGGUGAGAGGAGUGGGAGGUGUGUGUGGAGUGUGAGGGCCCUGUCUCGCAUCUGCCGCUACCACACGGCGGAGUAG